This is a messenger RNA of Benincasa hispida (wax gourd), 2439 nucleotides long. Lineage: Eukaryota; Viridiplantae; Streptophyta; Magnoliopsida; Cucurbitales; Cucurbitaceae. The record is from RefSeq and is a predicted model, not a curated record.
AACCUAAUUGAUUGGUAAAUUGCCGCCCAUCUUUCAAAUUCAGAGCUUCACCUCGCUUGGUGAUAUCGAAUUCAAUUGUUUGAAAAUCAUAAAGAAAACCCUAGAAAUACACUUCUGGCCGGUCCAAGCAACUGUUCUUCAGGUUCCCCUGAUCAUGGAGCCUGUUAUAUUUGUUGUCGACAAAUUAAAAGGUUUUGGGACUGCAACCCAGAAUUUCUUUGAUGGCUUAGUUCAUCGUCGCGAAAAAUCAUCUCGCCGCAAUCCGAUUGAAAUCCUGAAGCGGCUACAAAGGGAAGCAUUUUCAGAUUUAAUGAGACUCCGGGACAGGCAAGACAAGGUAGAGAAGGUACUAUCCUUUUAUAAUACACAGAGGAGUAGCCCAUUCCAAGAAAUUUCCACCCAUGUAAAAGGAGAGGUUAAUAUAUUGGGCGCAUUGCUAUUGAUGAGUGUUAUUGAUAAUCAUAGCUUCAAUACACUUCGUCGAGCAGGAAUCUCAACAGGAAUUCAAUCAAGAUUGACUUUUGAAACAACUGUAAGAGAGAGCGAUUCUCUUGUUGCAGAGUUUGUAGCCAAUCAGAAAGCCACGAUGGAUUUUGGUGUUGAUUCUGGAAGUGAACUUACUCUAUCUAAAGUUCUUUACAAGGCUAAUGUGGGAGAUUGGAUGUCUGCAAUUGUUGUUCCUGUUGGAGCUCGAUGUAGGGAUGUUGCUGUAAUUGCAAAUCCUUCUCAUCAGGAAAAGGGUCUUACUGAUACUUCAUCUUUUGGACCACCCCUUUUGGAUCAGCCUAGUGGUGGUGCCGUGGGUUUAACAGUGAGAAAAUCCAAUGUCACUGCUUCCUUAGCUCAAUUUAUUUCUACGGAGAGAAUUCAACCAAGUUUUGAUCGGAUUCGGCAUUACUUUGGUACUUUUGGGCAACUGGUGUGUCAACUUCCAAGAGGAACAAAAUUAUCGGUUCUGGGUCUUCUCCAAGCAACAAAAUUAUCUAAUCAACAUGUCAAUCUUGGAGCUCUUACAAUUCCAGUGUGUCUUAGUCGACAUAAAUCUUCUGAAACAGUUGAGGCACCUGAUCCACGUUUGUUAACAGUUUCAGGGGAAGCUAUUUCAAGGGGAUCUAUUGCUUUGCUGCUGGAGUCAGAACUUGAUGAAGUAACCAGAAUUGGAGGUUGGGUUGAGCUGAGCCAAUCAAAUCCCAAAUAUUUGCAAUGGGCUGUGUCAAUGGCUGAUAAUAAUAAUGAAGAUGCCUUAGGUUGGGGAAUGAGUUUAAGUGGGAUUCUUGGAGGUCCAUUAGAUGGGAAUCAGUUUCAGAUUGAAUCUUAUGUCAAACUGAACAUGAGUAAGAGAUUCAACUUAAAGCCAGGAAUUGCAUAUGUUACAGACGGCAAUGCCAAAAUGAUGGCCUUUUUAGUUCGGUCUAAUUGGUCUCUCUGAUUGAUCUUAUGAAAUGUGUCAUUCUUUUCCUGCCUGUGUACGUUGCCAAGAGGGUUUUGGUUUGUCUGAAAGGCCCAUAUUUGCCUCCAGCGAUUGGAUGUCUUACACUCAGAACUCUUCCAGAGGAAAAGUGAAGUGUUGCUUCCAGAAUCUUUUAUGCUAGUAAGAGUCUUAACUCUACGUGCUUAGUUAAAAUCACUUUUGUCAUUUUUAAAAUCACUUGGAGAAAAUGCUUUUAGUCAUUCAAAAUAAAUUUAAAUAAUAUGAAAAUUGAAUUUAGACGUGUAAAGUUAAGCAUUGAAUUAAUUUUGAGUGAUUAAAGCUCUAUUUUGGAGUGAUUUUAAACAUGACAAAAGGGAUCUUAGGAACUCCCCCCAAUCUAACACACACAAGGAAAACAGAGGAGCAUCAGAAAGAGUUCACGACUCUGCACAUGUUUGAUUCGUUUUAAUUUAACCCUUUCCAAGUUUCCUGAUAUUGAAUGAAAAGAGAGAGUACAUAUUUUAUCAUGUUAAAUAUUUGACUUCCUUUUUUUAAGAAAAGGUUAAAUAUUUGACUAACAAAGUGGGAUUUUUCUCCUUGAAGUGGCGGCAAAUGGACGAAGCUUAAGGAAAGCUGCUUGUCCUUGCAAUCUGCAGGGCGCAUUGCUUAAUUACUGCUACAAGGUAAAGGUCAGUGGGGGUGUAACAAAUUGCAGAAGCUGGUUCUAGUCUCUAGUCUAACUGAGGAUGAUCCUGUCAGUUUUCAUCUUAUCUCAUUUUGCCUUAGCAUCAAUACUAAGUUAGAAAAUAUAUGGUAAAGUAUUGAAUAUAUACUUUUAGUUAAAGCUUAUAGAAACUUGUUGCCUUUUUCUAAGGUAUUGUAUUUGGCUGCAUUUGCUGUUAGCUGAUCUCACACUUGUUCUUCUUUUAGCUUUUAUUGAAGCAUUUCUCGCAUUGUUUGGGAAAAGAUUACUUCUUUUAUUGACAUUUAUAUCAUAUAUUUGAAUGAUUUCCCAUUCUUGGGGAAAA